AUGGCAAACAUGGAGCAAUUAGACGCAUUGCUGCAGUCUUUGCAAGCUCUCAAGCCUCCAGGUGCAACCAAAGGAAAGAUUACUGCCAUCACCAAACUUUGCGGAGACAAUGUUCAGUCUGAAUCUGCAAUUACGCAGAAGCUCUAUAGGCAUCUCAAGCGAACCCCAGGAACCCACAAGCUCGGAGUGCUUUAUGUUGUAGAUUCAGUGACCCGUCAAUGGAUUGAAAAGGCUCGUCAAUCAUCGCAGGAACUGUCGGGAAGUGCAGCACCUGAAGGUACCUUUGCAUCAGGAGUGCAUAGAGUUACUGAACUUCUGCCAUCCCUGAUCGAUGAUACUAUCCAGAACGCACCACCUGACCACAAGGCAAAGGUAGAGAGUCUGGUGCAGAUUUGGGAACGCGGCAACACAUUCCCUGUCCCUACCCUCACAGAGAUCAAGAAGAAGCUGGCUGAACCGGUGGCUCAAACCGUUGCUUCUACUACUCCUCCUGGCAGCCCACCGCUCAGCAUGCUCGUUUCUCUGGGUCUGCGACAAGCCCCACCACCAUCGAGCGCACCUCAAGCAGCUCCCGUCCCCCAAACCCAACCCGAUGCAUCCAGUAUUCUUGCUGCUCUCUCACGCCUCCAACCCAUGCCAGCUCCAGCUGUUUCAGCUCCCGCACCCGCUCCUCCUGUCGUACCCGUCCAAGCUUCUGCACCAAGUGCGCCUGCAGAUCUUGCUGCCAUCAUGGCCGGUGCCACUCGAGGCUACCAAGGACAACCUCUACAAGCACCACCCGCAUCCUACGGUUAUCCUGCUCCGCCUCCUCAGCAGUCGUACGGCCAGGCAUAUCCGCCACCUACACCAGUAGCAGGCAUGCCUCCAGCCUACCCUCCGCAAUACCACACUCCUGCUCCUUACCAACAAGCACCACCUCAGCCUCCCGCUCCUGCCGCUCCCUCAGCCCCUGGCUCGUUCCUGCCUGCACACAUCCUGAGUAAUCCACAAAUAUUGCCUAACGUGCUUCAGUUGAUUCAAGGUUUGUCUCAAGAAGGAAUCCCACAAGAGCAAUGGGGAGCUGUCCUUAGUGCACUGUACCCACCCCCACAGCAAGGACCCCCUGCGCAAGAUGCAUACCCUCCUCGCUCAAAUGAUCGCGUCCAUUACAGAGACAGAUCCAUGGAUCGUGGUGGUCGCGAUCGAAGCCGCUCACCAGGACCGGCCCGCAACAACAACCCUGGCCGUCGCGCAAGCCCUGUGUACGGUACUUAUGAUGCUUCUCUUGCGCAGUCUACCCAAGAUCAAGCUGCUUCCAACUCUGAUCGACGUGGAGGCAGAGGCCGUGGCCGCGGUGGCCGCAACGAUUAUCGCCAACGUACUCCACCUUCCGCUCGCACACCUCAAGCUGACGAGCCUCUGGUUCCCCGCAACAUCAAUCCCAAAUGGACAGACAUGGACAACACCAUUCCUCCUGGCCACAUCAAGGUCCUCAGCAGAACGCUCUUUGUCGGUGGUGCCAAUGGCAACGAAGCUGAACUACGUGCCAUCUUUGGCCGUUUCGGCCCCGUCCAAACGUGUAUCGCAAAUGAGGACAAGCGCCACGCCUUUGUGAAGAUGUGCAACCGUCAAGAUGCCGUCAACGCAAAGGCCGCCAUGGAGACUACCAGAGACCCAGACAUCCUGGCCAAGGCUCGCCAAACCAAAUGGGGUGUCGGCUUUGGCCCUCGCGAGUGCUGCGACUACAGCAACGGCAUCAGUGUCAUCCCAAUCGACACCUUGACCGAAGCCGACCACAAAUGGAUGCUGACUGCCGAGUACGGUGGCACUGGUGGUCGCCCCAUUGAAAGUGGUCUCGUUGUGGAAGAACCCGACAUCGAAAUCGGAGCUGGUGUCUCUUCCAAGGCUAUGAGCCGUCGUGUUGGCCCUGAUGGUGGACACCACCGCGGUGGCCGUCGUGGCGGACGCGGAGGCGGUCGUUUCAACCAGCAUGAAUCUCACCAUGCCCCUCGUCCUGAGCCCGUCACCGUGGCACCUCCUCCACCCGUGCCUGGCUUUGGUUUCAUUAUGCCUCAGUUCCGUUAG
Molecule: messenger RNA, 2064 nt
Organism: Aureobasidium melanogenum CBS 110374
Lineage: Eukaryota; Fungi; Ascomycota; Dothideomycetes; Dothideales; Saccotheciaceae
Exons: 3
Coding region: 1-2064 (687 amino acids)
Cellular component (GO): nucleus
Molecular function (GO): RNA binding
Source: RefSeq, a predicted model, not a curated record